CGCCUUAUCCGUGUUUUUUUUUUAACAUUUGAAAUUUGCAAACAAGAAAUUCAAGGUGCGCAAGUGUUCAUGCGCAAUGAAAAUUUUCUCGAAUUCGCUGGUCGAUUGCAGUGUUCCAUUUCCAUUUAGUAUUUCAGCUGAUCACGCAUUUAACGGGCGCUUAGUAGAUGUAUGUGAUAUGUUCGAAACUGUCGCAAAUCAGUAAGAAUUGAGUGCUUGUGAUCGGUGCAGCUAGCAAGUAGAAGUGAAAAUGUUUUCGGGACUUACAAAUCAGGUCAGUUCUUGGAUGGGAGCGGCUAAGGGCGAACCCCAAGAUGAAGAAGUACCCACCCCAACCAAAGAAGCUACUGUAGCUGAACCCACAGGACAAGGUGACAAACAAAGUCCAACAAAAGGUGGCAGCAAGUUAGACCUCAUCACCAAUGUCAAAUCACAAAUGACAGGUUGGCUUGGCUCAGGUAUUCCAAUACCUGGACUGAGGAAGAAUGAAGCUGCUCCAGAAACAGGCGAGGCAGCUCCCGAGGCUGUGGAUGCUGUAGAACAAAAGCCAGAGGGGAAAGAUGAUGAUGACAAUUCUAGGUACAAUAGUGCCACCGGCGGCGCAGAUAGCAGGCCAACAUCUACUGGAGGCACGCCGACAGAGGAACAGCCGGCUGGAGUUGGCAAUGGUCAACAGAGUAGAAACAUAUUCUCAGUAGAUGCGAUUGAAGUGCCCGAUAUGCAGCAAUUAACAACAAAGGCGGUAGCGGGAGCCAAGUCCCUGGGUAACUUCCUGUACUCAGCCGUGAAUAAAGCCGGUGCCAAAGUCAGCGAGGCAAGCGCCAAGAUCAAGAAGACAGUUGAGGAGAACAGCAUUCUUGGCGAGUUCAAUCGCGAGCAGGACGCGUUCAUAAAGGGGCAGGAGAAGGGCGGUGGCGCAGCUCAGCCACCAUGGAUCGGCGCACCCAAUGAGCCCGCACUCAAAGAGGAAUGCCUCUCUCUAUCAACUGAUCGACGAAACUUUGUCCGUGCCCCGCCCGCAGGUGUGGAGUUCGAUUUUGACUACGACAAGAUGUACCCCGUCGCGGUAGCCAUCAUGGGAGAGGAUCCCAAUCUCGAGAAGAUGCGGUUCGACCUUGUGCCCAAAGUUAUUACAGAGGAAAACUUUUGGCGGAACUAUUUUUACCGCGUGUCUCUAAUCUGCCAAGCCAAUGAAGCAGAUGCGGUUGCUGAAGGCCAAGGAAGCGCUGAUUAUUCUCAGGAUCCUAAAUCUGCUAGUGGGGUUUUAAUUGCAAACGAGAAAACAUCACAAGAGUCUAUAGAUGACGUCAAGAAAAGAAUCAAAUCCUUGAAAGUUGAUAGAGAUGAUGAACAAUGGGAGAAAGAGUUGGAGGCGGAGUUAAAUGAGUACGAAGUCGUAGCGGAAAAGAGUGGCGAUGACAAAUGGGAAAAGGAGUGCGAAGAUCUUCUUGCGGAUGAAGUGGAUCUCAAGUGAAUUUGUUGUAAUAACCACAACAAUAUCUUGUUCAAUCCUCCUCUUACUUAUUAUCAACUAUAAUGUUACAUUUAUCUUCAAUUAUUAAGUCAAUGAGAGAAAGAUAUUUAAAUAAUCUAAGACAACACUUUCGAUUAUUCCAUUUUCAUGUCUUCGGUUUUCGAGGACCUACUGCCUGUUUUUUAUAACAUUUGUCGUUUGGACGGGAAGUGUUCGGUUUUUAAUCUUACUAACCAAAUUUUUUUAAAGCAUACUGCAUUUAAUGUCCUACCACUGCGUUCAUUUAAAUGUGCAGUUUUUUCAACUUAUUAUUGUAUAAAUAAAAACAAUUUUCUCAUAGCUUAUAAUAUUAUAAAUAGGCCCAUGUCAGCUUGUUGAUAUCAGUUCUUCAUUUAUUUUAUUACAUUUCGACAAAAGUCUACAUACAGAAUAAGGCGACACUAAUUUAAAUAUUGUUCACUAAUACAUAUUUUUAACACGAUACAUUUAAUUGCUUUUCUUUCAUACUUUUCAUAUAAGUUUUUGAAUACUGACGUAGGAAUUCAUGUAUUUUUUUUAACAAUUUGUUAUAGCUUCGAUGGUGUUACGGUAGGAAAUUGUGAAGGGUUGUUUUUUAAUUUUACAAUUUUUAAACUAAUAAUUACUAUUAUAGUAGUAUCAUGAUAUUAAUUCGUAACUAGACGUGUUUCCGCGUGCAUUUUAUCGUCGUUAGAAUACUAAGAUUUGAUAACAUUAAUAAAAUAGGUAAUAUCUUUAUUUAUUGUUACUAAAAGUUCUUUUGUCAACCGAGAUAUGUACUUCCAAAAUUCUUUAUUGAAUUUAAGCGUUCAAACAUUUUAAAGUGUUCAAAUUCUUUAAAAUUGUAGAUUUCACAAAAAGAUAGAGGAAAUUUUACGUUGCAAUCUGUUGAGUAUACUGUCAUGAUUAUACCCAACUAAUUUGUUGUAUUAUUAAUUGAGGGUAGCGCGGAUUUAAAGAUCAUCAAUAAGCGCCAUCUAUUAUCAUUUUCUUAGAAUAUUUCAGAGCGAAAGUGUCUCUAGUGCGUGCGAAGUAUUCGCAGUUCGCCCGGGUAGUUAUAAAAAAUGUGAUCUUAUUAUUUUGUUAAAUGUAUUCCAGAUUACUUUUAAGGUUCUUGCCAAAUAAUACGUGUAGCUUAGUUGUGUAUAUUAAUUGUAUAUUAUUGUACUAUUGACUUCAUUUAGAUUACAUCCUAUAAAAUUCUAUUAAAAAUAGGAAUAAUUUUAAUAUAAACAUUGAUAAUUAAGGCAGCGGUUAAGAUUUCUAUCUACUGGUAGGCGACCAGACAGGCUAAAUUGUAAUACGAAAUCAUAAUGUUUUUCUUGUAAACCUCACUUUAUAAAAUCCUGUUUUAUUAUUUGAAAAAAAAAAAUAAGUUUUUUAUAUUCAAAUAUAGAUCACGACGAUUAUAUUAAAGUUAAACAUAAUAAAAAUUUACACAAACAUAAAACUUUACUGAUUUUGUAAGUAUAAACAUGGGUUCCAUAUACUUUUACUUGCUCCUAUUUAUAUAUAGCGCGCUCAUUAAACAUACAGUUAAUUCCCUCUAUAACGAUCUUUGUGGUUCCGCGUUACAGGAAAACACGUUAUAGGUGCUGUAUGAUAUUUUGCCUAGUUUUACUAUUUUAUUAAGGUUUUUAAUACACAAAUUUAAUAAAAUAAUUUAAUUUUGUAAUAACACAAUAAUUAUUGACACAUGUGCAAAAGUACGCGACGAAUUAUUAUGAAGUGUACAAGUCAUGAUAAAUUUCACAGUACAGAAAUAUGCAUGUGGAUAUUCCACGCGUUAUAUGGCACAAUGCCCGUGUUUGAUUUUGCGUUUACACGUUAUAAGGGUACCGCGUUAUACGGCAGAUUACUCUAAUUAAAAAUGUGCACAACUACAAUAAUGGUAUUAAUUUCCCUUUAUAAAUUGAUUAAUUACACGUGGGUUGCAACGAGACGAGCGUACUUACCAAAUGAUUAUACUUAUUUAUUUGUAUAUGCAUAUUCUUAUUUAUAUGUAUUAUAUUUUAGUUAGUAUUGUUUAGAUGCAAUCUGAUUUAAAAUUCAAUGCGUUCUUUAGCUCAUUGUGAUUAUUUAGUUAUCGCAUUGAAAGUAUUUGUACAUAUUUAAUUUAGGUUUUGAUAAAAAAUUUAGUUUAAAAAAAAAUUCGCAUUUCAUGUUUUGUACUUUAGUAAGUUUGUAUUAGGUGUUAUUAAAUUAUAAAUUAUUAUAUUAUUUAGCCUUGUAUUAUAUUCAUGCUUUAUUUAAUUGCAAUA
This is a messenger RNA of Leptidea sinapis, 3753 nucleotides long. It is a transcript of the gene Sap47, whose product is annotated as synapse-associated protein of 47 kDa. Gene Ontology annotation, cellular component: cytoplasm; synapse. Lineage: Eukaryota; Metazoa; Arthropoda; Insecta; Lepidoptera; Pieridae. The record is from RefSeq and is a predicted model, not a curated record. The transcript has 10 exons. Bases 251 to 1474 code for a protein of 407 amino acids.